Molecule: messenger RNA, 923 nt
Organism: Andrographis paniculata
Lineage: Eukaryota; Viridiplantae; Streptophyta; Magnoliopsida; Lamiales; Acanthaceae
Product: GATA transcription factor 17-like
Exons: 3
Coding region: 301-699 (132 amino acids)
Biological process (GO): regulation of DNA-templated transcription
Molecular function (GO): sequence-specific DNA binding; zinc ion binding
Source: RefSeq, a predicted model, not a curated record
AUGUGUUAUAUCCCGGCUGAGGUGUAUUGUGUAUGUAGGCGUAUAUAUAUGUGUGUAUGUAUGUAUAUACGUAAAACGUUAGAUCCACCAACAAAUACUCGCACGCACUCGCAAUAACGGCUUGGAGCUUGGGAAUCUCUCACUCCAUCUUCCCCAAAAUCACUCUGAUCGCGGGAAUCUGAUGCGUUUCUUCAUUUUAUGUUGCAAUUUCCUAGGGUUUUUUAUCAUGCCAUGCUCUGAUUGAAGCUCACCAGGAGAGAUCUGCGGGUGAAGUUCGUUGUUGUUUUGCUUUUUUAGGAUAUGGAUCUGAAGGAAAAUAAGAAAGCGGAUUUCGAGGGCAAAAAUAGCAGUAGUUCUUCACCGAAGAGUUGCAGUGACUGUCACACUACGAGAACUCCUCUCUGGAGAGGCGGUCCUGCUGGACCGAAGUCAUUGUGUAAUGCCUGCGGAAUCAAAUACAACAAGAAGCGGCGGCAACUUCUCGGACUGGAAACUGGAAGAACAAACAAAAAGCAGAAAAGCAAAAGCGUGAAUCGCUCCAGCAGCAGCAGCAGCGAAGUAAGAGAGAUUUUGAAAAUGCGAAUCAUGGCCUUGGGCAGCAACAUGGUGCUCUCCGGUAAACUGAUGAGCAAGUUGCGAGAGGAAGAGCGUGCGGCGGUAGUGUUGAUGGCUCUGUCCUGCGGAUCUGUCUAUGCUUAGUAGACUGGUACGUCUCGCAGAUCCAGUUGUACCUAGAGAAUCAGAUGGAGAUUUCCUCCCCCCCUCACCCCCUAAAACAAAAAAAAUAUCAAAAAAUUCUCUAACCAAAUGUGUUAUGUUAAUUAGUUGAGGAGACAAAUUAAUUUUCUGGUGACGGAUUAAGGAUAGGGCUGAUGCUGUAAUGGCUAACAGUGAUGUUUUGUAGUAGGGAUUAAUUUCUUAAA